This is a messenger RNA of Oreochromis niloticus (Nile tilapia), 1833 nucleotides long. RefSeq names its product transcription initiation factor TFIID subunit 6. NCBI's taxonomy places the organism in Eukaryota, Metazoa, Chordata, Actinopteri, Cichliformes, Cichlidae. Gene Ontology annotation, biological process: RNA polymerase II preinitiation complex assembly; transcription initiation at RNA polymerase II promoter. The transcript has 13 exons. Gene Ontology annotation, molecular function: RNA polymerase II general transcription initiation factor activity; transcription coactivator activity. The record is from RefSeq and is a predicted model, not a curated record. Bases 8 to 1714 code for a protein of 568 amino acids. Gene Ontology annotation, cellular component: SAGA complex; SLIK (SAGA-like) complex; transcription factor TFIID complex.
GCUGCAGAUGAUGAUGAUGUUUCUUACCUCAUUAGCACCUCCCCUGUAUGGCUUCCAGUCGCAAGAGUUUAUCCCUUUUCGUUUUGCGAGUGGCGGUGGAAGAGAGCUUCAUUUCUACGAGGAAAAGGAAGCUGACCUCAGUGACAUUAUAAACACACCUCUUCCCAGAGUCCCACUAGAUGUGUCUCUUAAAGCUCACUGGUUAAGUAUUGAGGGGAUGCAACCAGCUAUUCCAGAAAAUCCACCACCAGCAACAAAAGAGCAACAGAAAGCUGAAUCUACAGAGCCUCUCAAAGUAGUCAAACCUGGUCAGGAGGAGGAAGGUACAAUUCAAGGCAAGAGUCAGGGAACAACAACUCCUGACGGUAAAGGAAAGGAAAAGGGUCUAAUAAGGUUGAAACCACGCAGCACUCAUGAGCUUUCUGUUGAACAGCAGCUCUACUACAAGGAAAUCACAGAAGCAUGUGUUGGAUCCUGUGAAGCUAAGAGAGCUGAAGCCUUACAGAGUAUUGCUACUGAUCCUGGACUUUAUCAGAUGCUUCCAAGAUUCAGCACAUUUAUUUCUGAAGGCGUGCGUGUAAACGUGGUGCAAAACAACUUGGCUCUUCUGAUUUAUCUGAUGCGGAUGGUCAAAGCUCUGAUGGAUAACCCCACCCUGUAUCUGGAAAAAUACCUUCAUGAGCUCAUCCCGGCUGUGGUCACCUGUAUUGUGAGUAAGCAGCUGUGUUUGCGACCGGAUGUUGACAACCACUGGGCUUUACGGGACUUUGCUGCUCGUCUUAUGGCCCAAAGUUGUAAAACCUUCAGUACAACAACCAACAACAUUCAGUCUCGUAUUACCAAGACUUUUACCAAGAGUUGGCUGGAUGAUAAAACACAGUGGACGACACGGUACGGCUGCAUCGCUGGGCUUGCGGAACUGGGAUCAGAUGUGAUAAAGACAUUGAUAAUUCCUCGGCUUGCUGUAGAGGGUGCUCGCAUCAAAGCAGUGAUGGAAGGACCAGUGGUCUCUAAUAUUGAUAAGAUAGGAGCUGAACAUGUUCAAAGCCUCCUACUGAAACAUUGUGCCAGUGUUAUUGCCAAGUUACGACCUCAGCCUGACAACGUGGACCAGUAUCGCACAGACUAUGGUUAUCUCGGACCCAUGCUUUGCUCCCAUGUAAUGAAGGCCAGGACUCAAGCAGCACUGCAAGCUCAGCAAGUCAACAGAACCACAUUAACAAUCACUCAGCCGCGUCCCACCCUUUCAGUCUCGCAAAGCGGGCUAAGUGGGUCAUCAGGUCCUCGCACUCCCAGCAUCAUUAAGGUCCCAAGCUCCCUCACACUGAUGUCGCCACGACCUGGUACUCCAUCACAGCCAUCUCCCCCAGCUACUAAGUACAUUGUUAUGGCAACCAGUGCAGGAGCCGCAUCAACUCAGCAGGUCAUAACUCUCAGCUCUUCACAGUCAGCUUCACCAGUAACUAGUACUGUUCCCAGUGCUACAUCUACCUUGCAGCCUUUGGUAAAACUGGAGUCUGGCAGUGGAGCUGGACUCACAGCUUCACGACCUCUGCAGAAGUACAUAGUCGUGUCUCUGCCCUCAUCUGCCUCUUCAUCUUUGGAGACUAAGAGCUCUGUGCUACCCACCUCAAUUUCCUCAAGUUCACUAGAUGGAGGGAUGAAGCUGGAGCGGUCCGAGUCUCCUGGAGCAAGCACACAGUCGCCACACUGAGACUUGUAUGAGUAGUGGAGAUUCCUAUCAUGUUGGAGCAGCUGAGCACAUAAGGAGAUUUGUUUGGGCUGAACUUAAUGGGGCAACCUCUGAGGUGGUAUGAAGGGGCAAUAUCUGAA